Physella acuta is the source of this 1384-nucleotide messenger RNA. Its product is annotated as sodium/bile acid cotransporter 7. Lineage: Eukaryota; Metazoa; Mollusca; Gastropoda; Physidae. Gene Ontology annotation, cellular component: plasma membrane. The record is from RefSeq and is a predicted model, not a curated record.
AAAUAGUGGUUAAGUUGUAAAUUGCAUCGAGAUGAUAAUACUUGUUUAAACUUUGUGACAUUGAUAAGGUAGUCUCAAUUUUCUUUAAAAUGAAAAGUUUAUAUUUCUGCACUGGUAUAGUUGUUUCCAUCAUUCUAGCAAGGCUUAAUCCAAAUAUCGGUGCUCCAGGAGGUUUACUAAAACCAGAGCUGACUGUAAAAUAUUUAGCUGUGUCUAUGAUAUUUCUCAAUGGUGGGUUGAAUAUUCCAACAGAGACAUUGACAGCUGCCGUAAAAAGAUGGGACAUUCACCUUUUUGUGCAAGUUUUUGCAUUUGUAGUUUUUCCUGUGAUAGUCUACACCCUAGUCACUCUAUUGAAAUACACUUUUCUUCAUCCUGCUUUACUUGAUGGAUUGUUGAUAUUGAGUGCAAUGCCACCUCCUGUUUCAUCAGCAAUCAUUCUUACUAGAUUAGUUGGGGGAAAUGAAGCAGCAGCCUUGUUUAAUUCAGUUUUUGGAAGCAUGUUGGGUAUAUUUUUGACACCACCACUUAUUUUGUUCAUAUUAGGCUCAAAAGAAGUUGAAAUUCCAUCUGAGCAAAUACUCAAGCAGCUGAUCUUAACAGUCGUUGUACCUUUAAUCUGUGGUCUAGUUUUUAGAAACUAUAAACGGAGAUGGCUGCUUAAACAAAACAUUCCAUUCAACCUGAUUGGCCAUCUCCUUACGUUCUACAUUAUUUACGCCACAUUUUGUGCUACCUUUACAAGAUCAGAUCUCUCUUUGGAUUACUUUUCUUUGAUUACCACUGGUUUUAUAAUUUUCUGCCUGCAGUCUGGCAUUAUGUGUUUAUUGCUGUUCUUAACUUCCAGUUCAGUGUUUAAUUUUGAUUGUUUAGAUUGUGUCACCAUUGCUUUUUCUGGGACACAUAAAUCUAUAACUUUGGGUAUGCCAGUUAUAGAAAUAAUUUUUGAGGGCAACCCAAACAUCAGUUAUCUUUCUGUACCACUUCUUAUCUACAACCCCAUGCAAAUAGUGUUGGGUGGGAUGUCUAUAGAACUCCUGGAGCGCUGGUUAAACUCUCAUAGAAAUAGCAGAAGGACCAGUGCCAGGAAUUCAUAUUGAAAAGUAACAUCUUAUAGGUCUCAUGUAUGACAAGAUCAAAAUGAAAUUAUUGGAAAAACAUGUUAACAUAAUUAUUUAAGUCAUCAAGUUAAUGAAAAUAUGAUAUUACAAAAUUGUUUAAUAAACAUCUAUCUGAUGCAUGAACAUUUAAAUUGACUGAAAUUGUUUUAAAAUUUCAACUGAAUAUGUUUUGAUUGCUUUUUUACAAGUUUUUAAACUGCAAUAUUAUUACAUUGUCUACAUCUGAUAUUAAUAUUAUGUCUACAUCUGCUGUUAAUAAAAAA